Nannospalax galili (Upper Galilee mountains blind mole rat) is the source of this 249-nucleotide messenger RNA. RefSeq names its product tubulin beta chain. The record is from RefSeq and is a predicted model, not a curated record. Gene Ontology annotation, biological process: microtubule cytoskeleton organization; mitotic cell cycle. Gene Ontology annotation, molecular function: GTP binding; GTPase activity; structural constituent of cytoskeleton. The annotation marks the transcript as partial. NCBI's taxonomy places the organism in Eukaryota, Metazoa, Chordata, Mammalia, Rodentia, Spalacidae. The transcript has a single exon. Gene Ontology annotation, cellular component: microtubule; cytoplasm.
UGUGACAUCCCUCCACGUGGCCUCAAGAUGGCUGUCACCUUCAUCUGCGACAGCACAGCCAUCCAGGAGCUCUUCAAGCGCAUCUCUGAGCAGUUUACAGCCAUGUUCCGCCGGAAGGCUUUCCUCCACUGGUACACGGGUGAGGGUAUGGACGAGAUGGAGUUCACUGAAGCGGAGAGCAACAUGAACGACCUCGUCUCUGAGUACCAGCAGUACCAGGAUGCCACUGCAGAAGAGGAAGAGGAUUUC